Molecule: messenger RNA, 4239 nt
Organism: Synchytrium microbalum
Lineage: Eukaryota; Fungi; Chytridiomycota; Chytridiomycetes; Synchytriales; Synchytriaceae
Exons: 22
Coding region: 1-4239 (1412 amino acids)
Biological process (GO): carbohydrate metabolic process
Cellular component (GO): membrane
Molecular function (GO): chitin deacetylase activity
Source: RefSeq, a predicted model, not a curated record
AUGGCGAAAAAAACUGCAUCAUGGAGUUACAUUCUGUCGUCGGUUGCUGUCCUGGGUGCAGGUGUCCUGCUUGCAACAACUUCAACAUCUCUUUCUAAAGAACGUGUAGGACGUGCGGUGCUACGAAGGCAAACUGUUGCUCCUCCACCAAUAAUUCCAAUUCAACCUGCAGCCUACCCCUCCGCUGAUGAGAGUUUGAUGAUUACUGGUGCCUUUCUGACUGACCCCAUCGUGACAUCAGCACUGGCAUAUGUCCAAUCGAUUGUUCCAACUGCAAUGUUGAACAUUCCACCUGCGGCCUAUGUUUCAGGCUCAAAAGUUAAUUACACGGCUAAUCCUAUCGCUACGUGUUACUGGCCAGUCGGCUUGUGUACACGCACAACGGUUGGAGACUGGGGUGCCCCCGAUAUUGUCUAUUGUCCUCAAGAUUAUCAAUGGGGACUCACUUUUGAUUUACCUGUACUUCGUAUUCAGUAUGACGACGCUCCAAGCGAAAAGAAGGUCAACGGAAGCCAUUACAAUGACACCAUUGCGCUCAUGGAUCAACUGGAUUCUAUGAACAUAAAGGCCACCUUUUUUGUUACAGGUUCACAAUCCAUCUACUUUCCGACUAGUGUAGCUGCUAUCGCGACACGGCAGCACCAUGUCGCACAUCACACGUGGUCUCACCACCCGUUGACAAGCUUGACAAAUGAACAAGUCGUUGCUGAAAUGAUGUAUACUGCUGCCACCAUCUUCAAGAAUACUGGCCUCAGUGUUCGCUACUUUCGCCCAGCUUAUGGUGAUAUUGAUGAUCGUGUGCGUGCCAUUGCCAAUGCUUUAGGCUUCCGAGUGGUUUUAUGGGACGACAACUAUGAUUCUGUAGAUGCCGUUAGUUCAAGUGCUGUAAAUUACGGAAAAGUUCAAACCAAAAUUGCCUCGUGGUUCAACACGGCCAAAGGUUUUAUUUCGCUUCAACACACAAUCAAUCCCUUCACAUCGGGCACGUCCAUUGCCGCACUCAAAACCAUUCAAUCUUUGGGUGGUAUUAAGAACCGGAUGAUGCCUGUUCCCCAAUGUCUAGGCGAUAUUCAAUGGUAUAAGAACGCACAAGUCACGACCAUUUUCAACUCUUGCACAAUGCCAGGUGGAUAUUGUGACAAUGUGCCAUCGCCCACUGUUUCUUCUGUGGCUAGUUCAACCACUACAACAGUUAUCAAUACAAGUCCCAGCCAGGCCUCAUCUGUGGCCCCUUCUGCAGACCCGUCUUCAAGUGCCAUGUCUCAGGCAGCAGUAACCUCCUCCGUUGUGCCUUCUGCAAUCCCAUCUGCAAGUUCGACCCAGGCUUCUUCGGUAGUUCCUUCGUCAGACCCAUCUACAACUACUUCGAGCGCACUUUCUCAAUCAACAGUGAUUUCGCCCAUCUCUACUGUAACAACCACCACUACAAUUUAUGUUAUCUCGCCUGCUGUAACGCAAUCCGUAGUUCCAGCUGCACCUGCAUCUCCUUCUUCCACCCCUCAGACUCAGAUCGGUGAAACUACAAGUGCUUUAUCGACAUCUGGUUCUUUAAGUGUGGCUUUGGGAAGGGUGGCAGCAUUUUUUGUUGUGCCGUUGCUAGUAGUUGGGGCGCUGGGAACAGCUGGCGCAAGUAACCGUAGUCAAGGGCUGCCUGAUUCACCACAAUGGAACUUCUACGCCGAUUUUGCUCCUGCGGAAGAAACAACCUUAAAAAGUCAACGUAGCCAAUCGAUCGCUUGUAAGCAGAGAGGACGUUCAGUGUUAAAAAGACAAGUUGCUCCACCACCAGCAAUUCCACUUCAGCCUGUAGCUUAUCCUUCGGCAGAUGAGAAUCUCAUGAUAUCUGGUGCCUUUUUGACAGAUCCCAUUGUCACGUCAUCUCUGGCAUAUGUGCAAUCUGUUGUUCCAGCUGCAACGUUGAACAUAACGCCUGCGACCUAUGUGUCAGGCUCAAAAGCAACAUAUCAUGCUGAUCCGGUCGCCACCUGUUAUUGGCCAAGCAAUCUAUGCACGCGCACCACCACUGGAGACUGGGGUGCCCCAGAUAUUGUCUAUUGUCCCAAAAACUAUCAAUGGGGUUUGACAUAUGAUGACGCUCCAAGCGAAAAGAAAGUCAACGGAAGUCAUUACAAUGACACCAUUGCUCUCAUGGACCAACUGGAUUCUAUGAAAAUCAAAGCAACUUUUUUCGUCACAGGAUCACAAUCUGUCUACUAUCCUGACAGUUUGGCUGCUAUUGCUACUCGACAACAUCAUGUUGCCCAUCAUACAUGGUCACAUCACCCGAUGACCAGUUUGACAAACGAGCAAGCAAGCGAUUUGCUUAAAGUGGUUGCUGAAAUGAUGUAUACUGCUGCAAUAAUCCACAAGAAUACUGGUCUCAGUGUUCGUUAUUUUCGCCCUUCUUACGGUGAUAUUGAUGAUCGGGUUCGUGCCAUUGUCAAUGCUUUAGGCUUCCGAAUUGUACUAUGGGAUAACAAAUACGAUUCUACAGAUGCAGACGUUGGCGCCACUGCUGCGAAUUUUGGAAAGUGCCUAGGCGACGUUCAAUGGUACAAGAACACACAAGUCACGACUAUUUUCAACUCCUGCACAGUUCCAGGUGGAGACUGUGACGAUGAACCAUCUGCCACAAUUUCAUCCGUACAUUCGACAAAAUCCCCAUCUAAAUCAGCUACAGCCGCCUUACCAACCGCCUCACCGCAUGUUGUUAGCAUUCUAUCGUCUGGUGCUGUGUUGGUCGGUACAGUUUUGUUUGCAACGUCUUUGGAAUCUACCAGUGAACGAUUUGGACGAUCAGUGAUCGAAAGGAGACAAUUAUCAGCACCUCCUGCUAUUCCGUUGCAGCCUACUGCUUACCCGUCUGCAGACGAAACGCUCUUCAUCAGUGGGACUUAUUUGAAUGAUCCGAUCGUUACCUCGGCCUUGGCAUAUGUCAACUCUGUGGUUCCAGCUUCCUUGUUGAAUCUUGCACCAUCAACGUACAUUCAGUAUUCGGAUGUCACUUAUCACGCUGAUCCUACCACAAGCUGUUAUUGGCCAAAUAAUCUAUGUACUCGUACUACAGACGGCCCUUGGGGAGCCGCCGAUAUUAUCUAUUGUCCUCAAAACUACCAAUGGGGGCUCACUUAUGAUGAUGCUCCUAGUGAUAAUAUUGUCAAGACCGUACACACCAAUGACACCGUUGCUAUCAUGGACCAAUUGGACGCCAUGAACAUUAAAGCCACAUUUUUCGUCACCGGAUCGCAAUCCACGUACUAUCCUGCAAGCUUGGUUGCCAUUGCCAACCGCAAUCAUCAUGUUGCUCAUCACACUUGGUCACAUCAUCCAUUGACUAGUUUGACCAAUGCUCAAAUUGUCGCUGAAAUGAUGUACACCGCUGCCAUCAUUCACAAGAACACUGGUCUUAGUGUUCGCUACUUUCGUCCUCCUUAUGGUGAUAUGGAUGAUCGUGUUCGUGCUAUUGUUAAUGCUUUGGGCUUCCGGAUAGUCAUUUGGGACGGAAAGUAUGAUGCUACUGAUGCUGAUGUUACUGCCAAUGCUGCUAACUACGGUGUUGUCGAAAACAUCAUCAGCUCAUGGUUUAACACUGCACCAGGUUUCAUUUCCCUGCAACACACCAUCAGUACCUUUACAUCAGGCACAUCCAUCGCUGCGCUCAAAAAGAUUCAAUCGUUGGGAGGUAUCAAAAAUCAAAUGAUGCCAGUUCCUCAAUGCUUGGGUGAUACUCAAUGGUACAAGAACGCACAAGUCACAACCGUUUGGAACUCUUGCACCAUUCCUGGAGGAUGUGGUGCCGUUGUUGCUUCACCAGCUGCAUCGCCUGUGCAAGCCUCGCCGGUAGUACCAUCGCCGGUACAAGCCUCGCCGGUAGUACCAUCACCAGUGCAACCUUCGCCGAUAGUACCAUCACCGGUUGCCUCCACUGCGCAAUCCCCCACAGCUCAGCUCUCUUCAGUAGUCGGUCCGACUUCUAUCUCAUCUGUCACAAACACGACUCCCAGCUCAUCCCAAACGAUAAUGCCUUCCGUAAUGGCAUCUGUAGCCCCAUCUGUGGCAGCAUCUAGUGCACCUUCGAACUCGGCGGUGGUCUCUUCCGGGGCGGCCACAGCAAGCGACACCCCUCAAAUUGGUGGAAACGCACUCUCGACGUCUGGUUCUGUUGGAAAAACUUUCGGAAGAGUUGAAACAGUGCUGAUGGUGCCUUUGUUAGUAAUAGCAGGGUCGCUUGUUUGUUAG